Molecule: messenger RNA, 1263 nt
Organism: Cladophialophora bantiana CBS 173.52
Lineage: Eukaryota; Fungi; Ascomycota; Eurotiomycetes; Chaetothyriales; Herpotrichiellaceae
Exons: 1
Coding region: 1-1263 (420 amino acids)
Biological process (GO): DNA replication
Cellular component (GO): nuclear origin of replication recognition complex
Molecular function (GO): DNA binding
Source: RefSeq, a predicted model, not a curated record
AUGCCUUCUUCCUCCGCUAUCCAACAAUCCCUCGGCAGCCUCUUACCUACCCACAGCGCCAAACUUCCCGCUCCGCUCGUCCACCUCUGCGAAUCGCUCCUCGCACAAUCCCGCCAACGAGCCUCGCAUUUGAAACCCGAGGAAGAGAUCGCCCGUGCCUAUGCCUGCUGCGAGAUUGCUUGCAAUAGGCUUAGGGUGAAAUGUCGGUUGCCGGCGGUCAAGGCUGGCGGAGCACCUUGUAAGCCAGCCGUGUACAAGAAGUUGGUUGCGUUUUUGGAGAGGGUGUUGGAUGAGGAUGGCAUCGCAACAACGCCCAAGUCGACCCCGGGAGGGAAGAAGAGGACGGCAGACGGGACGUUGAAGAGAACAGGCGUCGAGGGUGAGUCAGUCACGCCGUCGAAACCUACAGCGCGGAACGAAUUUCUCGGGAAGAUCAAAACAAGCACGAAAAAGAAAAGCGAGGCUGAGAAUGACGGCGAAGCGCCGAGCUACACAAUGCCCUCGAUCCGUAAACUCUGCAAAACAUUCUCAACACCACUGCUCGCUCCGCACGUCUACACCGGCACCUGUAUCAUCCUGAAACUUAGUGGUCUGUGGCCCCCAGACGAAGACGGCCCAGCACCAGACGACGACUCCUUCCGAGAAACCGUGGCCGGUCUCUUGACAGCACUCUAUAUCAUGACGUUGACGCGUAUGCAAACAGCAAAGAUGACAACGUUAGUGUACAAAUCUACGUGCGCCAGGGCUGUAGAAGUUUUGGAGUACCAACCAGGGGCGAAAGGCGUCGAAGAGUGGAUCAGGAGGAUAAAUCGCGAAGGGUACUGUCGGGGCCAGGACUGGUGGGGGAGUGUCCCGGAGAAAGUUUUUGAUUUUGAUCCCAACGCCGAAGGAGCGGGGGGGACCGGCGACGAAGAAGUAAGCGUUGGAGGGGGAUUUGAGGAGGAUGAAGACGAAGAUGAGGACCCGAUCCUGUCGGGACGGAGGAGGAGACGACGGACCGAAGCAUAUCACGCUCGAGGGAGAACCGGGGAAAGAGAGAUGGAACCGGAACACGAGGACGAUGAUCCCGAGGACGUCCUGCUCCCGGGCCUGGCGACUAUGAUGCAAGACUUCAUGGACCUGUUGAGCGGAGAGCGGACACGCGCGUAUGAGACGUGGAAGAAGCACUUCCUGCUCAAGCUAGACAAGCUGGAUAAGACGCCCACUUCCAAGCCCAAGCCCGGCGCCAAAGUUGGAAAGCCUAGCGUUGGUCUGGGAGAAUAA